AUGUCGGGACGGGCCGAGACGCGAACCCCUGAACCGCCCGACCGCGACGAACACGAAAAACCGAGACGCACCACCAGGCCGUCUAAUAACUAUGACCAAGAGCAAGAGAUUGACAUCCAGCAGAGAAAUGUGCGCUCCCAGCGGAAGAAUGAGGCCCAGGGCAAGCCUGUAGCCCAACGUGAAGCGGUAACUUCGGACGAUGCCUUAACCGAGAGCGACGAUCUGAACGCCGCCGACCUGGUGAAAGAGCUCGUGAAACUCAGGAGAGACAUCAAACGGCGAGAUGGUUUAUAUAGAGAAGAGAUACAGAAAGUACAAGAAGCACUGUGGAAAGUCAAGGAAGAAUUCAGCGCCGCCCCUAUAGAAGCUCGACAUAAGCUACAGACCCUGAUAGAUAGGCUAGAUAGGCCCCUUACACCGUAA
Molecule: messenger RNA, 423 nt
Organism: Penicillium robsamsonii
Lineage: Eukaryota; Fungi; Ascomycota; Eurotiomycetes; Eurotiales; Aspergillaceae
Exons: 2
Coding region: 1-423 (140 amino acids)
Source: RefSeq, a predicted model, not a curated record